This is a messenger RNA of Rotaria sp. Silwood2, 1662 nucleotides long. NCBI's taxonomy places the organism in Eukaryota, Metazoa, Rotifera, Eurotatoria, Philodinida, Philodinidae. The record is from the annotation of a GenBank genome assembly.
AUGAUUCCAUCGAAAUGGUUAUUUGUUCCAGAAUUACCGCUGAAUGCAAAUGGUAAAAUCGACCGAAAUGCAUUAGGAACAAUCGCAAUGCAGGCUGCAGAGUUGUCCAACGAGCACCAGACGACGAGAAUUUUGUCGUCGCUUGAAACGAAAUUACAAGAUAUUUUUGUUCGAGCAUUUCGUUUGAAGUCGCUACCGAAUGUAGAAAACACAUUUGGUCAGUUAGGGGGCACAUCAUUAGGCGCAAUGCAUGUGCUUAGUCUUAUUCGUCGGGAAGUGUAUGAGAAAAUGGAUAUUGGUCUUCUAUUUGCAAACCCCUCUGUGCGAGAAUUAGCCACAGUUUUAGAAUCAGUUCUUUCCAAUGUAGAGCCUGAUCAAGAGAAGCAAGAAGAGCAUGUUGACUUUUCUAUUCGACCUCAAUCGUCAUGGUGUAUCGAAACAAUUGGCAUUUUUGUACUCACAUGGCAAUGGCUGUGGCCAAUUUUACUGGCAGCCAAAUUAGAUUUUAUUUUUCUUGAAGUACUAUUUAUCCCAUUGAUGCAUUUACUGCAAUAUCCCAUGUUCAUGAAACUGUUAGGUGGACCUUUUCGACAAGGUCAAGACACACUAUAUUCAUGGCGUUACUAUUGUUUGUGGUUUCUAAGACGACAAUGGUCACUCAAUACAUAUUGGCUUGGUCAUCUGUUAGGAACUCCAUUUUACAAUAUUUAUCUUCGCCUAUGUGGAGCGUGCAUUGGCAACAGAACACACAUUUAUUCCAGCCAAAUAGAUGCACCUUGGCUUCUCGAGAUUGGAGAUGACACUUAUAUUGGUGUCGAAGUCAUCCUUUCUUCUCUCACAUAUCAUGAUCGUACGUACGCUUUACAUGAGAUUCGUAUUGGAUCUCACUGUUCAAUAGGAGCUCGAUGUGUUCUUCAUGAUCGAGUUGAUAUGCGUGAUCACGUUCUUAGCGAACCAUUGACAGCUGUCACAGGUCGAAUUUUAGGAAUGCACGAAGGAGAAUCAUCUCUAUGCGCAUUAAGUCGUGAUCAGUCUUUAUUUCAGCUUGUUGCUAUCCUUGCAAUGGCUAGUAUACAUGCAUUCAUUAUUAAAUUAAGUUGGUCUGCUGCAUAUUGGCUACCGCUGUGCUUGAGUUUGCCAAUCUGUUGGUUUAUAUGGUCCGUUCUUGGUGCAAGCGUAGGCCUUCUUAUCCUUCGAUUUAUUGUUGGCCAUAUUCAAGAUAACUUCUCCUAUUCACUCAACUCCUGGCAGUUUCUUUGCCAGUUCUGGUUGCGCCAUUUAAUUACCAGUUCAUUUGCUCCUUGUCUGUCAACUGCUUUUGACGAAUUCAAUUCUUUUACUCCGUUCAUUCUUCGGUGGCUUGGUGCUUCUAUAGAACCCAAUGAUAUCGAGAUCGCACAUUUUGUUCCACUUUUGACGGUGCCACCAAAUCUACUGGUAAUCGAACAUGGUGUGACGAUCGCAUCUGACGUUUGCUUUAUUCCAUAUGAUGUCACAACAAAUGGUCAAUGCAUCGUUGCUGGUCAAAUUCAAGUUGGUCGUCAGUCAUUUCUUGGUAAUAAUUGUGUCAUUCGAUCAGGCGUUCGCCUUUCUGCAGAUGUUGUUGUGGGUUGUUUGACACGGGUUGAUUUAAUGACCAGUAAUGCAAAGGAAGGUAAGUGA